AUGCAAUUUCCAUUCCAUCUUUUAGCAAUCAUCUUUUUGGCACAGCAUCAUGAAUUGUUGGCUAAUUUCAACUGUCCUACCGAUGAACAUGCCGUAGCUUUGGGUUGUUCCAAUGCGCAACAAUGCACUCGUUACACAACUGAUCCGGUUAACUGCAUCGAGAAUGCAUGCUGUAUUAAAUCAAACAGUUCCGAUCAAAUAUCCCAUCCUGUACCAUUAAUUUGCAGUAAUGACGGUACAGCUCUUGUAAUUGGUUGUAUGAAAUCCCAACAAUGUCUUCCGUUUACCAAAGAAGCUAUUGUCGCUUGUUUACAAGGAAUUUGUUGUACGGUACCACAAAAAUCGUCGAAAUGA
Molecule: messenger RNA, 354 nt
Organism: Acanthocheilonema viteae
Lineage: Eukaryota; Metazoa; Nematoda; Chromadorea; Rhabditida; Onchocercidae
Source: the annotation of a GenBank genome assembly